AUGAUUGUCAUCCCAUUCAGUUUCUUGCAGUCAGCGACAGGGAAAGAAUGUAUGUGCGAUCUGAAAAAUGUAGAUCCUCUAUUUCCUAAAGAUGAACUAACAAAAGUAGAGACCACUGCCUUGAAAUGCAUAAGGAGCAUCACUUCAGAAAAGAUGACAGACUUAGACAGACUUGUGUUGGGUCUACAACAACGUAUCAAGCAACUAGAGGACAAUGUGGUCGAGCUAGAAAAAGAAAACAGCAAUCUGUAUGCAGCCGUGUCUCUGCGCAUCAUUGAGUUAGAGUUUGCCGAAAUACAGGACCUCCUCAACAAACUCAACAGGACCACCGACGAUUACCAUCAUCUCAAUGUACAGGCUGCAGCUCAGCUUGAAGAUAUGAAGGACACAAUGGUGGAGUUGGAGAAGUUUGACAAAAUGCGAGUGAUUAAAAAGAAUCGAGAGAACCAAAUCAAGAAGAACUUGGAACAGUGCAAAGAAGAGCUCAAGGCUUCAUCACCACCUCCUACAGUUUCCCCAGGACGCUGUGGUCUGGGUCAAAUGGUCAAUGUGGCAGGACCUAGAACAUCUUCCCUCACACCAUACGGCACCUCCUACCCUUAUGGUGCUUGGGGUCGAGAUGUGAAGCCCGCUCGAGGAGACGAGAACAAGUACUGGCUGGUGGUGCUGACAAGUAGUAAUGUAUUUGGCCACUAUGUCCGCCAGUACAGCACCUUGAGUACUCUUUUAUUAGGUAUAGGACCAAAAGAUACAUACAUAUCAAGCUCCAAUCCCACAACAAACACAAUUCAGGGGUCAAACAUGGUCAUGUACGCCAAUGCACUCUACUAUAACUGUUACAACAAAUACUCUGUCUGUCAGUUCAACUUGACGACUCGUGCUGUCAGUACUGUGGCUUUACCUAGUGAUACAGGUUACAAUAGCAAGUUUCCAUUUGCACACCUCGGCACAACAUACAGCUAUACUGAUAUGGAUUUUGUCACAGAUGAAUCUGGCGUCUAUGUUAUAUAUGCAACCACAAGCAACUUCGGAAAUGUGAUUAUCACUAAAGUCGAGACUAGUAACCCACCAGUUUUCAACCAAACAUGGUUCACUUCUCUUCACAAAAAGACUGUGACAAACACCUUCAUGGUGUGCGGUGUGCUUUAUGCUACUCGUUACCUGGACAAAGAAAUAGAAGAGAUUUUUUACUCUUAUGACACCAAGACCAACGAAGAGCGAUAUGAUUUGAGAAUUCACAUUAAGAAGAUGCAAACUAAUAUUAAGUAUAUGAAUUAUAACCCCAGAGAUCAUUUGCUGUACGUCUACAGUGAUGCCUACAUUGUGACAUAUGAAAUCAUGUUUUAGCAAGUUGAUUAAUGUCUUUUAU
Molecule: messenger RNA, 1369 nt
Organism: Sinocyclocheilus anshuiensis
Lineage: Eukaryota; Metazoa; Chordata; Actinopteri; Cypriniformes; Cyprinidae
Product: olfactomedin-4-like
Exons: 5
Coding region: 1-1347 (448 amino acids)
Biological process (GO): signal transduction
Source: RefSeq, a predicted model, not a curated record